Molecule: messenger RNA, 2801 nt
Organism: Acanthopagrus latus (yellowfin seabream)
Lineage: Eukaryota; Metazoa; Chordata; Actinopteri; Spariformes; Sparidae
Gene: xkrx
Product: XK related X-linked
Exons: 3
Coding region: 500-1975 (491 amino acids)
Cellular component (GO): membrane
Source: RefSeq, a predicted model, not a curated record
AGCGCAGCGCGUCAACGGUCUGGAAACACGAGCUGACAGCAGCCGCACGAGUCCGCAAAAAACCUCCUACAGUCUGCAGUCAGACUCUGGAGGAGACGUCGGCGUGUGUUGAACCAGGAACAACAAACUGAAUCAAACUUUGAGCGACAGAAAAAAAAGAAAGAAAGAAAAACCCUCCGCGAGUUGUGACGAUGACUGUCUGUUAUGAACCGGCCGAUGACGCGGCUGAACUCCGCCGGUGUCAGCGCUGAUACCGCUGCCGACUGUGAGCUGCUGUCGUUUGGAUUAAACAAGGGUGGUGGCGCCACGUACGACGGUUCAAACAAAAAAGAUUUGGCUCGUCAAGUGUUUGGCCGUGCAGCCGAGUUGUUGAACGAGGGCAAAUGUGAAACUAGCGAUGAUUAACUUGGUGGAAAGUUGGGAGAGACGACGCAACAAGGGACGCAAAUAUUAAAAGUGAUGUUUUUCUAGCGCGGUUCGGUGACACGCAGACAACAUCAUGAGCGAGGUGGCCAUGGAGGAGCACGAGAGGGACAUCUCGGACCUGGACCCGCAGGAGUGCCCCUCGGUGGUGGUGGAGAACGGGGUCAUGCUGGUGGUGAAUCACAGCUACGUCCACGCUCCCUUCAGUGUCGUGCUGGCCACCGUACUCUACCUGGCGGAGUUCAUCACCGCCGCCAUGCUUUGCAGCAGGUACCACAAGUCCGAGGACAACAUCUGGCUGGGCUUCACCAUCACCUUCAUGCUGGUGCCCGCCGUGCUCAUUCAGCUGGCGCUGACGUUCAUCCACAGGGACCUGGGUCGGGACCGGCCCCUGGUCCUCUUCCUGCACCUGCUGCUGAUGGGCCCGGUCAUCAGGUGUUUCGAGGCUCUGGUGGUUUACUUCAAGGCAGGUAAGAGGGAGGAGCCGUACGUGACCAUCUCCAGGAAGAUCAGCCUGAAGAAGGGGCAGGGGACGCCCAUGGAGUGGGAGAUCGGCCAAUCGGAGCGCACGCUGGCCACUCACAGGAACGCCUUCAAGCGCACCGCGGUCAUCCAGGCGUUUCUGGGCUCCACGCCUCAGCUGACGCUCCAGCUGUACGCCACCAUCCAGGAGAAAUACUUCCUCCCUGUGAGAGGCGCUCUGAUGAUCAUCACCCUGAUCUCCGUCAUAUACGGGGCCCUGGUGUGCAGCGUCCUCGCCAUCCAGAUCAGGUACGACGACUACAAGGUGCGGUUGCGCCCCGCGGCCUACAUGUGCAUGAUCGUGUGGAGAGGGCUGGAGAUCGCCACCCGGAUCACCGCUCUGGUCCUCUUCAGCACGGCGCUCACACACUGGGUGAUCCUCGUCGGGAUGGUGAACCUGCUCUUCUUCUUCUUCCUCCCCUGGGCUGAGUUCUGGGCCCGGAAAGGCUCGCUGACUCAGGACGUGGAGAAGAACUUCUCCAAGCUGGGCACCACGGUGGUGCUGAGCAUGUUCACGCUGCUCUACGCCUGCAUCAACAUCUUCUGCUGGUCGGCGGUGCAGCUGGACCUCACCCACCGAGAGCUCAUCGAGAGGAAGCAGCGCUGGGGCCGCCUGGCCAUGUACUACUGCGGACGCUUCGUCGAGAACUUCAUCCUCAUCGCGCUCUGGUACUUCCACAAAUCAGACUUCUACGAGUACGUGUGCGCGCCGCUGCUGGCCGUCCAGCUGCUGAUCUGCUACAGCCUGGCCGUGCUCUUCAUGCUGCUCUUCUACCAGUUCUGCCACCCCUGCAGACGCCUCUUCAAGUACAACGUGCACGACUGCCUGCACUGCAUCUGCUGCCGUAGAAGAGCGAGGGAGGCGAGACGGAAGCCGGCGCCUUCUUACUCCAACGCGGCCACCAUGGUGCUGGUGCCCGAGGAGCCACUGGAGCUGCUGGACCCUCAAAACUCGGAACAACCCGACCUCACCAGUCAGCUGGGAGGGCGGGAGACAGCUAUCGUUGAAGACAUCAUGGAAGCAGCCUGAGGUGGGCUGUAAAUUAACAAACUGAAUGAAGCUCUCUGAUGUGGACUUGGAUCGAAGCUGGAGCGGCUGAACAAGAUCUCGAGUUCUCUCAGACAAAAACCAGAAUGUUUUUGUGUUUUUCUGAGUUAGAGAACAAACUUGUGCCUCUUUCCCCCCCCGCAGUGCACGGAAACUUCUCUCAGGUGCACGAUCACGAACACUUAGGGCACCACAACACCCCAGUCCACCAAAGAAUGUAGCAUGUGGAGAUAUGCACAAAGGCCGCGUUGAGGGAGCAGCGGCAGGUCGCGUUCAGGACCGAGCCAGGUGUGCUGGAAAGGUGCCAAGUGUGUCCGAAGUGCCCGAGAAAAAAAGACUGAUGGGGAGAGAGAACGAAGUCCACCGGCUUGACUUCCUCUCAGGGUUGAAUGCCUCCCUUUGCACAUGUUAGCGUCUGCACUAAAACAGAGUUUAAAAAAAAAACAACAAAAAAAAUCAAAUCCAACAAGAAUUCAUCUUCCUCAUACUGCAUAAACCUGCUGCGAUGAAUGCCUCCUGUUGUUCAUUGUCCAGUCAGGUUGCCUUGAUGAGAAGAAGAAAAAAAACAAAAAAAAAAACAGGUUUUAGUUUGGCAGAGGACACGUGGGAGUGUGUGAGGAGCUGGUGAAUAUCGUGUGUGUGUGUGUGUCUCAGAGCUAAACCUUAACAACACUGACAUGGAACUUAGCUUCUACUUCACUACAGUGCUUUCAGCUGGUGUGUUAUUUUUACUUUAUGUUUGUUCGUUCAGUGCCUUGACUACUGUUUUACUUGAAAGUUAAAUAAAAAAUAAUCUCUGCACACAUUC